UUCCGUGCCCAAUGCUCUUUGGGAGGUGGCAGUGCGUGCGUGGCGUUUGUACACAUAUGUACGGAUACUAGUAUGUAGUAAUGUACAUUAUGUAGUACGUACUAUGCAAAGCUACUAUGGUGAGAUGUCUUUUGAGAAGGAAUCAAGAGGACUGUACAUUACCUAUCCAUGGGGAUUGUUCACUUUCUCAAGCUGUCAGUCAGGAUUCCAGGCUCACCCCUCCCCCUCCUCAGUCCAGUCUUCUGAUGAGGGUUAUCCCUAGUCAGCCACCCAGGCCCGCCUUCCCCAAAGUCUCCGAGAAGCAGACCCAGUCGGGGCGACUAUUGUUGAGGUAGUCACGCCUUACUCCGUAGGGUCCUUCCCUUUUUCGCCGCU
This is a messenger RNA of Aspergillus saccharolyticus JOP 1030-1, 375 nucleotides long. RefSeq lists its product as uncharacterized. The coding region runs from base 117 to 335 and encodes 72 amino acids. The record is from RefSeq and is a predicted model, not a curated record. NCBI's taxonomy places the organism in Eukaryota, Fungi, Ascomycota, Eurotiomycetes, Eurotiales, Aspergillaceae. The transcript has 3 exons.